AGCCAUCCCAACAGCAUCCAACUGAUCCCCAUGAUUAAUGAUCAUUUCUUCAAAAAAGGAGGAAUUCUGGAAAAUAAUAUGCAGCCUGUGACCCAAAAUAUUGACUCAGAGAAAGAGCGGUUGUCCCUGGAACUGACCAAAAUGGCGGUGGGGCAAGGUUGCCCAAAAGAAUUCCUGAAGAGACCUCAAAG
Molecule: messenger RNA, 191 nt
Organism: Podarcis lilfordi (Lilford's wall lizard)
Lineage: Eukaryota; Metazoa; Chordata; Lepidosauria; Squamata; Lacertidae
Source: the annotation of a GenBank genome assembly